AGUGUCAGAGUACCGAUCCAGUGUAUGAUUGAAGUGUUCCCUUAAUUUUUUUGAGCAGUACAGUAUACUUUGUUCAGUAUCCAGUAAGAGUUUUUCCAACACUGAUGUAGUAGAUGUACACACACAGAGCGAACACAGUUGUUUUAAAAGCAUAUAACUGUUAAGGUUGCAAAGGUGUGAUGAUGUAAGCUUCAUGUAAACGGAAGUGGUGAAAUUAACCUUUUGAAAGCCAACACAAACUGCAUCUAAAAACAUUUUUUCCCCUCAUAGGUGAAAGUAUGUGGGUGACGCCUGUAAUUCUAAUCUGUUUGAUAUGCCUUCCUAGUAAGACCCAUCUUCUACUUUGAAUGCAACAAAUACCAUGCAACAGCCAUACUAUGCAUUUAAUACAACAAAUACCAUUCAAAUACCCAGCUCUUGAAAUAUGUGUAGCAUCUUAAGAGAAAUUAUUAAAUUAUUGUGGGUUUCACUGCUAUUGUGCAUUUGCUACAAUGUUGUAAAAACUGGACACAAUUGUAAGCAGUGACAGAAAAUGAUAAAACAUUUCUAAUAUGGUUUAUAAUCUUUACUUAUGAUACAUCUUGUUUUAUAUCCCCAGGAGUCUUCUGUAUAGAAAAUAAAGGCAAGUUAUUCAUCACAGCCUUCCCUGAAAAUGUAGCUUUCUACGAUCCAGUGCCUCACGAGCACAUUCUCUUGCUGACGGCUGUCACUGACAACACUCAUGUAUCCAUUUGUGUUGCAUCGGUGGAGAAAUUGUCAAAGACUUUGCAAGCUGCAGCCACAGAGAUGGUGACCCUGGAGACACCUGUUGAACUUGACAGAUCCCAGUUCUCCCAGAAUUCAGUGGUCAUUAGAAGCACAAAAGACAUAACUGUUCUGGCUAAAAGUAAACGUAAUGACAUAGAGCAAUUACUAGUGCUCCAACCUGUAAACAGUCUAGGGUCAUUGUACUACAUUCCCACUCUAGGCCUAGGUGAGGGAAGUCAGAAUCUGCUGGGAUAUAAAGAUUUCUAUGGUGCAAGGGGGAAAAUAGUCAUAAUCAACUCAGAGAAGAAGAACACUGUCAAAGUCAAUUUCAAUGGGGAAAAUUCAAAGCAGGAGCUCGAGCCAUUUUGGGUUUUCCAGGUGAAUGUCUCUGACUCUCUGCCUGUCAACAUCACUGCGCAGCAUGACAUAGUGGUGCUGUUGACCCAUCCCUGCUCAAACACAACAAUCUGCCAAUGCCAGAUGGUGGUGACCCAGAUACGACCUACGAACACCUGGGGGACAACCUUUGUUGUCCCCAGUGCAUUUAAUAACACAGCUGACAGCACACCACAUCUAAUUGUCACAUCUGAUCAGGGUGUCACUUUUAAUAGUACACUUCAGAUUGGUACUGGUACCAACUCUCCAUAUUCUGUCUCCCAUUUAGUUUAUGAUCUGAAAACCCAAUACCUCAAUUCUUCUAAACACUUCUCUGUCACACUCAUCCAACCAGGGCACAUCUCAGAGCUUACACCAGUAUCAAGCUUUUCAGCUUGCUACCUUUUACCUGAAAAAACCUCCAUCAGUAAGGCAUUAGUGAUAGCCCCAACCUUAAACGUGAGUCAGGUGUAUGUUGGGAAAGACCAGAUUAGCUCAGAAGUGGAGUGGAAGACAGUAGAUUCACAACCCUACUCCUGGGCAAUGAUUGACUUACCCAGUGGUGAGCAUCGGGUAAUCUGGCAUCCCUCUACCAAGAUUGGAGUCUAUGUCAAAGAUGGAGAAAACUGGAGUGAAGCAAUCAGCAUAACCACAGAACCAGCCCUACAGGGUUGUUUGUUGGAUCGAGCAAGGUACAGCGUGAUGGAUCAGUCAGGGACCUGGGCUGAGAUGGUCGGCCAUUGCCAGCAAGAGAAUGGUGAGCUACUGAGCAUUAACAACGAAGGCAUCCUGCGAGAGCUGUCCCAAAGCCUGAGCAACCCAAGCAAACAGGAGGAGGUCUGGGUGGGCCUUCGCCGCCGCCUGCUCAACGGAGAGUGGUACUGGUUGAAUAAGCAGCCCAUGAACAUCACCAAGUGGUUCCAGGGGCAGCCAGGCAGCUCCGAGGACAAAUUCUGCGCAUCAAUGUCCCUGAGCUCUGACAACAAUGAGAAUUUCCGCUGGACGAGCCGCAGCUGCUGCCACGUCCUGAAGCCUGUCUGUUACAAACACAACGUCUACUUCCCUUUGGCAGCACCCACACAGGGAAGUAUCUGAGGGAAAACUCCAGUCAUACCCUACUGUUAAAGUGAAGGUUGACUGUUGACUAGGCAAAGGCUACACAUCAGUCUUUCUACUCAAGGCCCUUAAUACUCUGUGUUGUUAUAGUGUAGUUAUCGACUUAAUAUCUUGAAAGUAGUAAAGUUAAAGAUGACAGUAAGAGUAAAUCAGUAUAAAAGCAUUAGUGUUAUGUUGAAAGUAGUAAAAGCACAGGAGGCUGUCGUAUAACUAUAACCCCUUUAUAUAUUAUUCAACUCCACAUCCAAACUCAUACAUCUUC
This is a messenger RNA of Alosa sapidissima (American shad), 2500 nucleotides long. RefSeq lists its product as uncharacterized. Lineage: Eukaryota; Metazoa; Chordata; Actinopteri; Clupeiformes; Clupeidae. The transcript has 2 exons. The record is from RefSeq and is a predicted model, not a curated record. The coding region runs from base 787 to 2217 and encodes 476 amino acids.